AUGUGUGACGCGCGCGCGAGUCCCGGAGGCCCGCGCCUCUUGGUUCCUUUCACCUCUACUAUCAGACUGCUCCUCGCUCUUUUGCUGCUCGCUUCUGUGUCUCCCGUCUCCGCCUUUCGCUCGCUCCUGCCUCCCCUGAACUCAAACACCACUGGCAAGAGUUCGUCCGUGGUCGCAGCUCCGCCGACGCUGUUCCUCUCUGGUAGGGACUCGGCGAGCUGUGCCUGCCAGCGCGCGCCUGCCGCGGCGGCUUCUGCCUCUUCGCACUCAACUCGCGAUGGGGAGUUCUUGCUCCCGUCGAUUUUAACUGGAGGAAAUGACGCCGAGACGGGGGCGCUCGACGGCAAGACAGAUGCGGAGACUGCCGCCUUCGCCCCGCGGGCCUACUGCUGCGCGGACAAAGAGGAGGCUCUCUCUAGGAGCUUUGAAGCGCCAAACGGCGUCGCAUUUGCGUCGAUUGGAGAUAUAGGGGAGGCAAACAGAGAUCAAGCGAAGUGCGCCCAAACUUUGGCGGCGCUCAGCCUCGCCCUGGACAUGAAAUUUGUGAAUUUGCUUGGGGACAACGUCUAUCCUCAUGGAGUGGUCUCCGCGUAUGAUCCGUUGUGGGAAGAGGUCUUCGAAGUUCCAUUCGGCGCUCCGUCCCUUGAAAAAGUUGCGUUCUUCCCGGUGCUUGGCAACCACGACUAUCACCUCGACCCUUACGCCCAGAUUGAUCGCUGCAUGCGCCUCGAAGCCGCGCACGCGAGGAGUGCUGUGCCGGAAGCGAAGACCGGAGAUGCGAAGGCUCCGCUGGAGGGAGCGAGCGCGACGCAGGCGAUUCUCCCGUGGGCACAAUACGUCCCCCAAAAGUUCCGCUUCGUGUUCAAUCAGACAGCACGCAUGCGCGGAAUCGAUGGCCCGCGAUGGCGCUUUCCAAACUUCUGGUACUUCACCCGCCAUGUGUUCCGCAACGUGCCGAGACACCUCAGCAACCCCUUCGUCACGGGUUCUUCGAUCUCAGACAUUUCUCUCCACUCUUCGGGAGACGACAAGACAGAUGUGACUGUAGUGACAGUCUACAUCGAUUCGAUGGUGUUUCUCUUAGAAGAAGGAUCCACGUCGACCUCUGUCCCGUACAAAUUUCCUCGCGACGAGGUGUACUUCAGGCAACUCGAUUUUCUCGAAAAUACACUCAAAGCAGCGUCGCAAGAGGCAGACUGGAUCUUCAUUGCAGGCCACCACCCGGUGGUUAGCGACGGGCUGAGUCGACAAGGUGUGUCGACUUUCAAAACGCGGCUGCUAGAACUCAUCGCAAAGUACAAAGUCGACACAUAUCUCUCUGGACACGAGCACUUGCUGGCCUUCUUCGAGGAUCCGGAAGCAAAAAGCACGUACAUCGUCAGCGGGUCAGGCAGCAAGCGGGCCUCCAAAGGAUCCUGUAGUGCAGACAAGUGCUUGUUCGCAGGGCAUGAACACGGAUUCGUCGCCCACGUCUUGGGCAAAGAAGAAUUGCACCACGCGGCCGUGUCCGCCGAGGGGACGAUUCUCUUCACACACACGCAGCGGCGGCAAGAUCGGACAGUCCCAAACCCCAAGAAGGCGAAGCAGAAGGGUGCAGUGUAUCCUGCGAUUCGCCGAGUGUAUAUUGGUCCCUACGAGAUUUCCGCAGUCGACGAUCUGCAGCGGCUUCCCUCGUACGUGUACUUUUUGCUGGGCAUGUGUGCCAUGGGUUGCCUUCUGGUUCUGGUGUUUUGCAUUCGCCGGUGCGUCGUGCCUUUCUACACACGCAGCCGGAGGGCCCCUUUCACGACCUGUAAGAAGCGGUGUCGAUCGUCCUCGGAGUGUUCCUGGUUCGCGGGAGACCGUCCGCGUGGAGAUCACGCGCCGCCCGCCUCCCGUCGCUCGCUUCCCGUUCCUCUGCGCCUCGUGAGUCAGCGGUCUGGCGAGGGCCAGCCGCUCGUUUACAUCCAUGGCGCGGGGCUUGAUGGAGACAAGACACAGGAUCCGGGGGGGGAAGGGUCGGGCGGCGAAGAGAAGCACGACCCGUGGUCUUCCACCCGGCAGCCGAGCGACCGCGAGACGGCUGUCGCCUCUCAGUGA
This is a messenger RNA of Neospora caninum, 2079 nucleotides long. RefSeq names its product putative serine/threonine protein phosphatase. The coding region runs from base 1 to 2079 and encodes 692 amino acids. The transcript is spliced from 8 exons. The record is from RefSeq and is a predicted model, not a curated record. NCBI's taxonomy places the organism in Eukaryota, Apicomplexa, Conoidasida, Eucoccidiorida, Sarcocystidae. Gene Ontology annotation, molecular function: ferrous iron binding; acid phosphatase activity; ferric iron binding.